Molecule: messenger RNA, 1371 nt
Organism: Guyanagaster necrorhizus
Lineage: Eukaryota; Fungi; Basidiomycota; Agaricomycetes; Agaricales; Physalacriaceae
Product: O-methyltransferase
Exons: 10
Coding region: 1-1371 (456 amino acids)
Molecular function (GO): O-methyltransferase activity; protein dimerization activity
Source: RefSeq, a predicted model, not a curated record
AUGGCUUCGAUUUCUAUUCUGCGCUCUCUGGAAAAUCUGAUAUCCGCGUCCGUCGACAUAAUCGAGGAGCGAGUUCAAAUCCCCGACCUAGAUUCGGCUUACCAUGAAAGCGUGGUUCCGGAUAAUGGACUCAGUGACCCAGCGGUCGCGGACGCGAUUUCUUGUAUUGUUGCCGCGACCGCUCAGCUGGUGGCGACUAUACGUCCUGCUCAUUUGACUCUCAUUUCGACCGCUAUGAUGAUUCACGUUCCCUCGGCGCUUCGAACGGCCACAGACCUUCAUGUUGCGGAGGUAUUGCGAGAUGCUGGCCCUCAGGGACUACAUGUCAGAAAAAUUGCCGCCCUAUGCCGCACAAGCUCUGGGAAGCUAGCACGCAUCCUCCGCCUGCUAGCUUCAGAGCAUAUUUUUCGAGAGGUGUCCCCCGACGUUUUUGCCAACAACCGUAUCUCGUCUUUACUCGACACCAAAAAAUCAGUUGACAGGUUUGCUCAGUCUAAAUGGGACGGUGGUGUCGGCAUAGCCGCCUUCGUCUCAUACACUGGUGGACAUACUCUCAAGUUCACUUCAUAUCUGGCGGAGACAAUGCGAGAUCCAUCGUUUGCGUACUCUGAAGAUCAUAUCAAGGCUCCAUUCAAUUAUACGUUAAAGACUGACUUGCCUUUUUGGCAAUGGUUGGAUCUCCCUGAAAACGAGGUCGAGAGGCGAAAAUUUGGACUUGCGAUGACUUGUGCUCCGAAGACCAGCUUUGAAUGGGGUCUGCUUCCGAAAAAUAGCGUGGUGGUAGAUGUUGGCGGAGGGGUGGGAAUGGCAACUUUGCCUGUGGCGAGAGCGUUUCCAGAUCUAAGGAUAAUCAUACAGGAUCGACCAAAGUUUGUCGAAGAUGCCAGAAAGCUAUGGAAAGAAGAAUUACCCAUCGCUGUGUCCAGUGGCCAUGUCGCUUUUCAAGUGCAUGACUUUUUCGAGCCUCAGCCAAUUCAAGCAGCGGACGUUUAUUUAAUGCGCUGGAUCAUGCAUGAUUGGAACGACCCAUUGUGCAUCAGUAUCUUAAAGCGGUUGCGUGAUGCUGCAGGUCCUGGCACGAAGCUUCUCAUCGUCGAUGCACUCAUGUCUCACGCCUGCCGAGACCCAUUCGCGUAUGACAUCGCCGGUGCAGCAAAGCCUCUGCCGCCAAAGCCACUUCUAGCAAACUUUGGGCAUGCUAGGGUAGGGGAGUAUCUGUUUGAUCUCCAGAUGCUGGUGACGGUGAAUGGCCAGGAGCGGACGAUUCGCCAGUUCUCCGAUAUUCUGCAGGUUGCCGGGUGGGAAAUUGAAGAAGUGAAAAGCGCGGCUGCUACUCAAGCACAUCUCAUUGCUACUCCUGCUGUUGUCUGA